AUGCAUUCCUUGCUGAGAAACUGUAUUUCACCGCUCACGGCGACAGGGAAUGGACUCUCCGUUCAGCUGCGUACGGUGGCAAGCAAACCGCGGACGGCGGUGGUGAUGCUCAAUAUGGGAGGCCCACAGAGCACGGAUCAGGUACACGAUUACCUGCAUCGUAUCAUGACCGAUCGUGACAUGAUUCAGUUGCCCGUGCAAAGCAAACUUGGUCCGUGGAUUGCGAAGCGGCGCACGCCGGAGGUACAGAAAAAGUACUCAGAAAUUGGCGGUGGUUCGCCGAUUCUAAAGUGGACCAACUUGCAGGGUGAGCUAAUGUGCAAGGAGUUGGACAAAGUGUCGCCCGAAACGGCCCCUCAUAAGCACUACGUCGCCUUCCGGUACGUAAACCCACUGACCGAGGACACAUUCCGUGAGGUGGAGCGCGAUCAGCCGGAGCGGAUCGUACUGUUCUCACAGUACCCGCAGUACAGUUGCGCGACAUCCGGUUCAAGCUUUAAUGCCAUCUUCACGCACUACAAAGCCAACCCAUCGGCCAGCUUAGGGAAGGCGCGUUGGAGCAUCAUCGAUCGGUGGGGAACGCAUCCGCUGCUAGCUCGAACGUUUGCCGAGAACAUUCGCAAGGAGCUGGACAAGUUUCCGGCCGACAAGCGGAAGGAUGUGGUGGUGCUCUUCUCCGCACACUCGCUGCCACUGCGGGCCGUCAAUAGGGGUGAUGCGUACCCGUCGGAAGUAGGGGCCACCGUUCAGAACGUGAUGCAAGAGCUCGGAUGGUCCCAACCGUACUGCCUCGUGUGGCAGUCGAAAGUGGGGCCCCUACCGUGGCUGGAACCGUUCACCGAGGAUGCCAUCAAGGGCUACGUGAAGCAGGGCAAGAAGAACUUUAUCCUCGUGCCGAUCGCGUUCGUUAAUGAACAUAUCGAGACGCUGCACGAACUCGACAUCGAGUACUGCCAGGAACUGGCUCACGAGGUCGGCGCAGAGAAGAUUGGCCGGGCUGCCGCACCGAAUGAUCAUCCGCUGUUUAUCGAAGCACUGGCCGACGUGGUGCGCAAUCAUCUUGCCAGUAGUGUCCCGGUCGGUCCCAAGUUUCUACUGCGCUGUCCAGCGUGCGUUAAUCAGAAGUGCACCGUCAGCAAACAGUGGUACAAGGAGUUGUGCAAUUAAUCCGCGAGCGCACGGGGCUGGCCUCGGUGCGACGGGAGUUGUGGUACGAGUGAUAGUGGGAA
Messenger RNA from Anopheles cruzii, 1229 nucleotides. It is a transcript of the gene FeCH, whose product is annotated as ferrochelatase, mitochondrial. NCBI's taxonomy places the organism in Eukaryota, Metazoa, Arthropoda, Insecta, Diptera, Culicidae. The coding region runs from base 1 to 1167 and encodes 388 amino acids. Gene Ontology annotation, molecular function: protoporphyrin ferrochelatase activity. The transcript has 3 exons. Gene Ontology annotation, biological process: heme biosynthetic process. The record is from RefSeq and is a predicted model, not a curated record.